AGACAUCCUGGUGUUAAGAGUGAGAAUUGCUUCUUGUCCCUCAGCUUCUAUGUUGCCUGUCCUCGGUCCACUUGAAUCUCUUGAGAGAGCUGAGUCCUGUGUGUGCCUAGGCCCUGCCACAGGGCCCUGGAUGCCCUGCCUGUUCAGAAGAGACUGUGGAUGUCCCCGAGCCUUGUGGUCCCUGCUUCGGAUGAUGUGGGGCAGCAUCCAUCUGAACGCAUAUCACUACCAAGUCCAAGGUUUUGGAAGGAAGCCCUUCUCCUCUCCCAUCUCAGUAUUAGACCAUUGGACCUUGGGACAUGAGACUCAGGCCGCUGACUCUACAUCCCUCACAAGUGCACAGAGCUGCCUGCCCUUUUGCCUUGUGUCCAUCCUGGAGCGGCCUUCUGCCAGCUUCUAUGUUGCCUGUCCUUGGUCAGCUUGAAUCUCUUGAGAGAGCUGAGUCCUGUGUGUGCCUAGGCUCUGCCACAGGGCCGUGGACGGCCUGCCUGUUGAGGCGAGUUUAUGGAUGUCCCCGGCCCCCAGUGGUCCCUGCUUCGGAUGAUUUGGGGCAAUUCCAUCUGAAUGCACAUCACUACCAAGUCCAAGGUUUUGGAAGGAAGCCCUUCUCCUCUCCCAUCUCAAGAUUACACCAUGGAACCCUGGAAGAGGGGACUCAGGCCCCUGUCCCUGGACCCUUGACCAGUGCACACUGCUGCCUGCCUUUUCCUUGUGUCCAUCCGGGAACAGCCUUCUGCCAGAAAAUAUUUAUACAAAGAUCAAGAUCGUUAACCAUAAAAAGUUCACAUUUUAACUAUUCGGCCUCCAGAUUUCUGUCCUCAAAUUCCUGCCUUGACUUCCUUCCACAGUGGACUGUCACCUGUAAGCCAAAUAAACCCUUUCCCAGAAUUGUUUUGGUCUGUGCUUUGUCACAGAGGUAGAGAAAGAAGCUACCACACCAGGGAACCAUUUUGCCACUGUUCUCCAGGCUCUGCAUUGGCAUUUUGUUUUCUUGUUAUACAUUUUAUUCUUUAAGACAAUAUUUAAAUUCAUAUUUUGAUCAUGAUUUCCCCAUCCCACAAGUCCUUCCAAAUCCUCUACCCUUCCCUACCCAUCAAACUUUAAAUUCUUUCUCAAAACAAACAAACAAACAAAUAAAUAAACAAAAACCAAUUCUUAGAAAGUAUGUAGUUAUACUUGGUUUCAAUUUUAUGGCUUUAUUUUGAGAAGAUACUAAUUUUAGAUUGCCACUUUUUCUAACAUACUGUAUUUUAUAAUCGUUAUUUCCACAAGUAUCUUAUUUUUAAACUUUUGUUUCAGUAGAGCUAAAGCUUAUCAGAAAUUUGCUCUUAUUUAUAAAUCCCUUUAAUUUGUUAAAUGAGUCCUCUUUACGUACUUUAAGAAGGAAUUGCAUUUUAAUGAGAGACAGAAAGUGAGUGGAAUAGGAUGGGAUGGAGGUUGGGAGAAAAAUGGGAGAAGAAGAGGGUGGGGAAAUCUUAAUCAGGAUAUAUUAUAUGAAAAAAAGUUUUCAAUAAAAUAAAGGACGAAAAAAAGGAAAAAAAAGACAACACACACAGAUGGGCUGAAACACUGAAGAGGUGAUGUUCCUAAAAUGAAUCCUAAUCACUUUAUCGUCUGUCUCCAGUACUGUAUGGAUUCUUAAAAAUGGAUUGUAGUUGUAAGUUGGCCUUUCCCAGUGGAUCCUUCAACAUUUAACUACUUCAGAGAAGAAAACAGAGGUACUUGUCUGAAACUGAAGGUCCCUUAGGAAACUUGAGUUCAAAGUGAUUGCUACUGUGAUGGCGCAGACAUGUGGAACUGCAGAUAGGGAAACUUCCCUCACUCCUCCCUUCCUGCUCUUGCCCCCUCACCUGGCCUUUGUGUCCUCAUGAUGUAUCCCAGAAUGUUACAGAGCAGCAAGGCAACCCUACAGCAGCACCGGAUUGGGAGGUCAAGUCUCCUAUCCUCCAAUUCUAUGUGUCAAAUAAUAUUCUGCUCAAGUAGGUUUCUGUGUCUGUUUGCUCUUUUGGGGAUGCUUUCCCCUUUGUUUGUUGGUCCUAUUCUGAUGUGUUGUUUUAUUUUAGUUUUUUAUAUUUCAUUUUAUUAUUAUCCCCUAGAUGUCUGUUUUCUAAUGAGAGACAGAAAGUGGGUGGAUUGAAUGAGAAAGAGGUGGGAAGAAACUGGGAAGAUUAUGUAGACGAAUUUCUAAGGGGUCUUAUUAAAAAAGAACAGGGAGCCAAAUAUAGGGGUGAAAGCCUCAGAGAUCAGAGAAAUAGUGAGAGCCACCAACCACCUUACCUCACCAGCUCUGUAGCUUCCAAAAUGCCAUGACUUCCUGUCUACCCAGGCUUUUAUUGCCCUGCUCUUCUGCCCCCUCAUUGACUCUUAGCCCAGCUAGCUCACUUGCUUGUUACUGCCUACGUGUACAGACCUCCAGGGUCUCUAUGGUUGGUACUGGAAUUAAAGAUGUGAGCCACCAUGCUGGUAUCUGUUCCCUAGCGUGACCUUGAACACACAUAGACGCUGCCUGCCAAGUGAUCAGAUUAAGGGCGUGUGCUACCACUGCCUGACUUUUGUGUUUACUUAAAACGGCUUGCUAUUUCCUGUGAUCUCCAGGCAAAAUUUAUUAACAUGCAAAUAAAAUAUCACCACAUUUCAGCACAAAUAAAAUAUCACGACAGGAUUAGAGGGAGGAGAAACAUUAAUCAGGAUAUAUUAUGUGAGAAAAAGAUCCAAUUUCAAUAAAUGGGAAAUAUAUACAUAUAUUUAUGGGGAAAAAGAAGGAUAUUCUUUGGAUUCAUGUAUAUCUAAAAAUAUUUGGCUUUCUAUUUAAGCAACACUUGCAACAUAUUGUGUUUUAAAGAUUGCCUUGUUCAUUCAUGAUUAGUGCUUCUAGAUGAAGA
This is a messenger RNA of Peromyscus eremicus (cactus mouse), 2882 nucleotides long. RefSeq lists its product as uncharacterized. Lineage: Eukaryota; Metazoa; Chordata; Mammalia; Rodentia; Cricetidae. The record is from RefSeq and is a predicted model, not a curated record. The transcript is spliced from 6 exons. Bases 300 to 920 code for a protein of 206 amino acids.